CAUUGCCUCUACGUCUCACAGUCGGAUUUAGCCUCCAAAGACUGUGCAGAGAUCUGUAUGCAUUUGGUGAGUCUUUGCCCUUUUUAUUUUAAACAGACCUGCUUUGAUUUUCUGGCAUUGGGAGAACUGAGUGUAAUAGCAUUAUUGGUGGAAAGAACUGUCAUGCCUUAUUGAUCAGUUUGGAAUUAUGUUUGGGCUGGAGCAAUUUGAGCCACAGAUCAAUAGCAGAAGCGCUGGCCAAGGAGAGAGAAACUUCACCCAGCCUGGGAUGAAUAUGAGCUCUCAUUUCAAAAACCCUGCAUUCCAUUCUGGAGGGACUUCAGGGACUGUGGAUCCUGCAAUUGGAGCUUUAAACGAACCUGCCAUGUUAGGCAUGAAUCUCAACUUAAACGGUGAACCCUAUGGGUACCAUGCCAGGGGGCACUCAGAAAUCCACGCUGGGGGAAUGCAACCACAGCCUGUUCAUGGUUUCUUCAAUAAUCAGCAGCAUCACCAUGGUCACCCUAAUACUCAUUCUCACCAGCACCACCCUCACUUCAGUGGCAGUUUUGGUGGGCCUGAUGCCACUGCAUCUUGUUUGCAUGGUGGUCGGCUUAUGGGUUACAACAAUAAUCUUGGAAACCAGCAAGCCUUUGGUGAGGGCUAUGAACAAAUGGCAGAGAAUCAAUCUUCCGGAGAAGGAUUUGGACAGCAGAGAUCAGGUAAUAUUCCUGAUUUUCAACACCCUAACUCUAGUGCUUCUAAUCAUGCUGUCCCUGCACCCUGUCUUCCUUUAGACCAGUCUCCAAAUCGUGCUGCAUCCUUUCAUGGGCUUCCUUCAUCCACCUCCUCUGAUUCUCACAAUUUGGAACAAAGGAGAAUCCAUAGCCAAGGAAGUGUUGAUCCCUUGGAAUACAAUUAUCCUAGUGAUGGCCCUUCUGGACACUUUGAGGUACCUGUGUACUCUCCUUCAGAAUCUGAGGGCCAUUAUGCGGCCGGAAGGCAGGUCCCCAGUGGUGGCUUCCCUAGCACUUCUGUUUUACCCAGGCCUCCUGGCAUAGUCGGAAUGUCCAAAGUGCAUCCACAGCCGCAGCACGGGGUUUUCUUUGAAAGGUUUGGGGGGUCACGAAAAAUACCCGCAGGCAUUGAGCCUGCAGUCAAUGCCAGACAUCCCCUCCUACAGCAGCAGCAGCAGCAGCAACAGCAGUCUGCUUUACUUGCCAGACAAAACUCAUGCCCCCCAGCAAUUACCAGGCAACAGCAAACAGAAGCCAAUAACUCUAACCCAAACUUACAGGACAAUGGACCAGUAAUGCAGAACCAACAUUCACAGUUUGAAUACCCUAUUCAUAGACUGGAGAAUAGAAAUAUGCAUCCGUAUUCAGAAUCAAUGUUCAAUAUGCAACAAGGACCUCCACAGCAACCUUCAAAUCAAAGAUUGCAGCAUUUUGAUGCUCCUUAUAUGAAUGUCACUAAAAGGCCCAGGUUUGACUUUCCAAAUAAUCAUGGUGUGGAUAACUGUGCUGCUUGGAAUAACAGUAGCAUUCACAAUGCUGGCAUUGACAGUCAUUUAUCUCCCUCUGCGUAUACUGGCCUUCCAGGUGACUAUACUCCUCAAGUGCCAGAAACUUUUCCCCCUGGCCCAACUCUGCAACACCCCAGCUCAGAUCAUCAAUCCCUUCAACAGAGACAGAAUGCAGCAAUGAUAAUUAAACAAAUGGCUUCCAGAAACCAGCAGCAACGAAUGAGACAAGCUAAUUUACAGCAAUUGGGCCAUCAUGGGGAUGUUAAUCAAAACAGCAUUGUUCAUGGAGCUCAGGUGGGGAAUCUGCCGCAGCCUAAUUUUGAUCGAGAAGGGGGCAGGAUUGGUAAUUUUGACCCCCAAAACCCACAUGUGGCUCAAGAGAAUGCCUGGUUUCCUGGCCCUCAUCCACCUGGAGAUAUUCUUCAAAGGAGGAUGGGUGGGUCAAGUCUUCCUCCUGAUCCUGCAUCUCAUGACAUUAGUUUACAACAAAAUGGGUCAAAUUUGCUGUUCAGGCCAGGUGUUAAUAGGAUAGGUAUGCAGGAGCCUUUAGGGAUACCGGGAGAAGGACACGUUCAGUCUCUGCAUUCUCCCGGAAUGCACUCUCAGUUUGGAAAUAAUAUGGCUAACCUUUCCCAAAUGCAGUCACCAGGUGGAGGGGUGGGUAUUAACAGUACCCCGACAGACAGGAGGGGGGCUCCAGAUUUCACAGGUCCAGCCAUAGGGGGGCAGCCAGGAUUUCCAUUUGUUGGGUCAAAUAGACAGUCAACCCCACACAAUCCACAAGGUGUAAAUUCCUCACCAGGUUCUUAUCCACCACAAUCAGAUUUUCAAGCCAGCCAGCGGUCCACAGCCAGUAAAUUGGGGGCACUAUCCCUUGGUUCAUUUAGUAAAUCUAAUACUAAAGAAAAUAUGUUUGGACAAAGCUGCUUAGCUGCCCUCUCUACAGCUUGCCAGAAUAUGAUUGCUAGCUUAGGUGCUCCAAAUCUUAAUGUAACAUUUAAUAAAAAAAGUCAAGCAGAAGGAAAGAGAAAAUUAAGCCAAACAGAGAGUGACAUAAAUAGCAACACUGGGAAUAACACUAGUUCAGAUUAUUUUCCAGGGGGCUCAUCCCAGAGCAACCAGGUGCCGGGUGCUUCCAAUGCCAACAGUAAGUCUGUAGGGCAAAGUGCGGCAGCUCAGCCCACACAGGGUGAAACUAGUUUAUCCCCAAACUACAGUAUUGAAGCCACUCCUGGGAAUGAUGGCAAACCAGUGACUGGUGGUGGACGAGGGAGGGGCAGGAGAAAAAGAGACAGUGGACAUGUAAGUCCAGGUAACUACUUUGAUAAGUAUUCUGCAGAUAGUGGUGGUACUGUGGUGAGUCCAGGGCAGCAGGGUCAGUCAGCCAACCCAGGAGAAGCUGGGGGGACUCCAAAUGACAAGCCCUUGACCUCUCCGUCUUGGGGAAAAGGGGGUGAGUUACUUCUUAGUGACCAACCUGACCUCAUGUCAUCUUUGGAUAGUGGAAUUCAAAGUGUGACUAAAUCUGACAGCAGCUCACCUCAUGUUGACUUUCCAGAAGAUGUCAACACCACUUAUGGCAAUGAAGAUGAAGUUUCAUCUAGUUCAGAUAACAACAUAUCAAAACCCAGUAGCUGUCCUAUGGUAACAGGGUCUCCAAAAAUUCAGCGGGGUGAACAUGGAAUUCUUAAUGGACAAAAAACAAUGGGUCUAAACUUGCUAAAUAACACUACCUCUCUCCCGGACAGUUAUGGUUUGAGUAGCACUGGUGGGGGUCACCCUGGGACCCCAGGGAUGGAACAGGUGCGUACUCCAACCAGCACAUCUACCCAGGAUGAGAUUCACCCUCUAGAGAUUCUCCAAGCACAGAUACAGCUUCAGAGACAGCAGUUCAGCAUUUCUGAGGACCAGCCCUUGGGGAUGAAGAAUAAAAAAAAUGACUGUACUUCUCAAAAUGUGGACAGUGAUUUGAACAGUUGUUGCUCAGACAAUGUCAAAAAUUCUAUGAGUACUAUAGACCUUGACUCUCUUAUGGCAGAACAUAAUUCAACCUGGUACAUGCCUAAUGAGAAAUCAUUGAUGGAGGGAGAAGAAGAAGACAAAUCUAUUACACCUUGGGAAAAAUCAAAGAGCCAACAAACCAACAAAGAAGGCCAUGACUUUCCCCAGAACAAGACCUCAGCAGCGGCACAAAAUGGAAGCCAUUUGCAAUGCCUCUCAGUUCACUGCACAGAUGACAUUGGGGAGUCAAAGGGUAGGACUCCCGUACCUACAUGGAGAUCCCUUCAUUCUGAUAUCUCCAACAGAUUUGGAACUUUUGUUGCUGCCCUCACUUGAAAUUUAAGAAAAUAAGAACAUACGUUUUUUUUUUUUUUUUUAAUUUUCUAAAAGGGUGGACUAUUUUUUUUUUUUUUAGGUUGGUACAGGCUUAGUGGCGUACGGACUUGGAAGGGUUAAUUUAAAGUAAACCUCAUAUUUUUGAAUCUUUUGCCACAGUAUGAUACCAGUGUUAAUUCUUCUUCAUCCAGCACUAAUUAUGCUUUAUACCUUCCUUCUAGUUAAUACCCCUCUCCCCUUUACUCUGUAAUUUUGGCCUACUGUUUAUCUGGGUUAGAGAAGGGCUUUUGUAUGUCAAAGUGGUAUAUAUAUAUAUAUAUAUUCUUUUUUUUUUUGCUUUUCUCAAUGCUACAUGAAAUAUUAUUUCUGAGGAGAAGUUGUUAUUUUCCAUUUUAAAAAUUUUGUUUUAUCUCACGCUUAUCUUCUUGGCUUUUUGGAAAGAAACAAAUCUCUUCAUAAUUCAUGGAAACUGUAUGUUUCAGCAAUGCAUUUAUGCUUACAAAUAUGGGAGGUGACCAUUUUGAUUUCUGAAAGGAUGCUUUUUGGGACUGGAUAUCACGCUGUAAAAUGGAUGUUUUGCUGUUAUUUUGCACACGUUAAAAUAUCAAGUAUAUUGCCGUACUAUUUAUUCUGUACUUAUUUCAAGCAUUCAUAACAUGAAGAGCGUAAUACUUUGGUACAAACAACAAUAUAAUAUUUUUUUGUAAAUGUAUCUAAAGAAUAAAUCUCCAUUUCUGAGGUGUAAAAGGUUUUCAUGGUGCCUUAGUUUUCAGCUUUUAAACUGCGUGACUUAAAACAGUUCAGUAAUUACCACUGGUGUACCGUGAACAUCUCAAUCAGAACUUGGGUUACUUACCUAUUAGUCUGCAAACUGGCUUGUUUUCUGGCUACUAACCCACAUACAUUCUGCUAAGAAGUGUGACGCAAAGCAAGCAUGAGAUUGUUGCACUCUAAGUGUCUGAGUUGAGAACUACUGGUGCAAUGCACGUACAUAUGGAAGGCCCGUGUUUGUGUAUAAUAUCAUGUGGAUCUGCUAUGAAUAUUAGUAUCAUUUCUGCACACCUCUGCAACAGUUGUCAUUUUGUGCAGUUAAAGAGGACCUGUCACUCGUCACUUCACAUUAAGCAGUAGAGCAUAAAAAGUAUAAAAACCUGUCUAUAUGUUGUGUUAACAUUUUUAAAAACGGUUCAGCGGUUUUUGAGAUGUUUUUAAUGAUAACUUUCAAACUACCUGCUGUGAAAGGUAUUAUUCCGUGGACAUUAUGGGCACACAUCACUAAUGCGUGUUUCCUGUUUUAUGCACCAGUUGCAAAACAAGACACACAAAUUUAUAAACAAGGAAAAUGAACAACCAAUCUGAAGAGAGAAUAAGGUACAGAUGUAAACAAGAAGCAGGCAGUUUAACUGCAUAUGCUCUAUUAAAAAAUUUCGAAAUUGCUGAGACAUUAAAAAGAGAGAGAAAAACGUGUACAGAGUAUUUUACGGUUUAGUGAUUUAUGUCCAUUUUUAAAGUGACAGAUCCAUUUUAAUGAGAUGUCAGCUACAUGAAAUGUUGCUGCACAUUUAUUUGUUUCAGAUGAACUCUACUUGCUUUUGCAAAAUAUCCCUUUUUCCCAUAUCAAUGCCAGAAAAUCAAAGAUCUGAAAAGAAAAAGAAAGUUAUCUUAACUUUCCCAACUUUACAUUUAAAAUAUCUAUGUUUACGUUAUUAAACACGUUGCCUGGAAAAAAAAAGUGCAAUAAAUCUAUAACUUAACUGAGACAAUGUUUGUUUUUCUAUUGAAACUUAUAUAAAUUUCCAAAGGUUCAAGGAUGAUGCUCUCUGUUAAAGGUUUAUUAUAGGGUCUGGAACACAAACCUGUAUUCCUGACCCUAUAGUGUUUAACCCACCAAUUAAGUGGCUUGCUCCCUUUAGCCCCUCUAUAAAAG
Messenger RNA from Pelobates fuscus (common spadefoot toad), 5768 nucleotides. It is a transcript of the gene MN1, whose product is annotated as MN1 proto-oncogene, transcriptional regulator. The record is from RefSeq and is a predicted model, not a curated record. NCBI's taxonomy places the organism in Eukaryota, Metazoa, Chordata, Amphibia, Anura, Pelobatidae. Gene Ontology annotation, biological process: regulation of DNA-templated transcription. Bases 188 to 3841 code for a protein of 1217 amino acids. The transcript has 2 exons.